Aspergillus tanneri is the source of this 1686-nucleotide messenger RNA. Its product is annotated as putative MFS alpha-glucoside transporter. Gene Ontology annotation, molecular function: carbohydrate:proton symporter activity. NCBI's taxonomy places the organism in Eukaryota, Fungi, Ascomycota, Eurotiomycetes, Eurotiales, Aspergillaceae. The transcript is spliced from 2 exons. The record is from RefSeq and is a predicted model, not a curated record. Gene Ontology annotation, cellular component: membrane. Bases 1 to 1686 code for a protein of 561 amino acids. Gene Ontology annotation, biological process: transmembrane transport; carbohydrate transport.
AUGGCUUCCAAGGCGCAGGAUGCCAUUGCCCCGAUCGACCGGUCGUCAGACGAUUAUCGGGACUCGUCUUCAGUGGCCAAGAUUGUCGAAAAUGCAAAGGCGGCCACGGACAAAGAGCAACACAUGACCUUGUUGCAAGGUAUCAAACUCUAUCCCAAAGCUGUGGCAUGGAGCAUCCUCAUCUCCACGUGCAUUGUUAUGGAAGGAUACGAUAUCAGUCUAAUCAAUAACUUCUACGCUUUCCCUCAAUUCAAUCGCAAGUACGGCGAGCAAACGCCGAAGGGGUAUGAAGUGCCAGCACGGUGGCAAGCAGGUCUGAGCAACGGUGCUUAUGUCGGAGAAAUCAUCGGUCUUUUUAUUAACGGCUGGGCCUCGGAACGUUUCGGAUAUCGUCAUACUAUUCUUGCUUGUCUAAUUUUGAUCACGGCGUGGACCGCCAUCUUUUUCACGGCCCCUAAUGUUCAAGCUUUGCUCGCCGCCGAAAUCCUUGCCGGUAUUCCCUGGGGCGUGUUCCAGACUCUCACCGUGACCUAUGCCUCCGAAGUCUGUCCUGUUGCGUUGCGCAGCUAUCUAACAACCUAUGUCAAUUUUUGUUGGGGUCUCGGCCAGCUGAUUGGAGUGGGUGUGAUCUCGUCAAUGAUUAACCGGGACGACGAAUGGUCAUAUCGAAUCCCGUACGGUCUACAGUGGAUGUGGCCCCUUCCCCUCUUUAUUGGAAUCAUGCUCGCCCCCGAAUCACCAUGGUGGCUGGUCCGACGGGGGAAAACACAGGAAGCGAAGAAAGCUCUGCUACGCUUGACCAGUCUAAACCGGGAGACGGAUUUCGACGCUGACGAAACCAUCUCCAUGAUGGUCCACACUACCGCUCUGGAAGCUACGAUCACUCAAGGAGCCUCCUAUUUGGAUUGCUUCAAGGGGGCUAACCUCCGCCGAACUGAGAUUGUCUGCAUGGUAUGGGCCAUUCAGAACCUAAGCGGCAACUCCUUCUCCAACUAUUCCACCUACUUCCUCAAACAGGCCGGCCUGGACACAUCCAAAGCAUAUGCCUUUGCCAUGGGACAAUAUGGUAUCAACAUGGUUGGUGUCUUCGGUGCAUGGUUCCUCAUGACCAUGGGAAUGGGCCGCCGAGCCCUAUACUUGUAUGGCCUUUGCGCACUCUGUAUUAUGCUGUUCGUCAUGGGAUUCCUUGGCCUCGUUCCGGACGAGCACCGGAAGCAGGGAUCCCUCGCGACGGGAGCCAUGAUGGUGAUCUGGGCCUUAUUUUACCAGCUGACGGUUGGCACGGUUGCCUACUCCCUUGUGUCUGAGUUGUCCACUCGACGACUGCAGAUCAAGACCGUGGUUCUGGGCCGCAAUCUGUACAAUAUCGUCGCCAUCAUCUGUGGUGUCCUAACACCGUACAUGCUGAACCCGGACUCCUGGAACUGGAGAAACUACGCCGGGUUUUUCUGGGGCGGUCUCUGUUUCUGCUGUAUCAUCUACACUUACUUCCGGAUCCCUGAGCCAAACGGCCGUUCGUUUGCCGAGCUCGACGUUCUUUUCGAGCGUGGGGUCAGCGCCCGCAAGUUCGCCAGCACCCAGGUUGAUGUCUUCGACGAGACCAUUGAAGGCCGCGUGGUAAAGGAUUACCAGACUCAGAAGACGGCCGCCCUGGCUGAUGUGACUGGGUUGGAGAAGCAAGCUUAA